GGCAUGACAAGUUGUGCAUUAGAUUUAGAAGUUACUUCUUAUACAACACAGAAGAAAAAAUGGUAUCACUGCGCUUCCCCUUCUCUUCCUUCCCACCUCCCAACAAUCCCAAUCCAAAUUUAUCAUCCCAUCGUCUUGUAAUUGCUGCCGGAGCCACCAUUGUUGGUACCUUCGCAGGAAUAUCAAUUGCCCAUCAUUCUAACAAACACCCUUUUCUUCACAAUACACUUGAUUUCAUUCUUGCUCAUCUUCUCUUAACUCCCAAUUCUCCUUCUCCAUUUUGGGCUUCUCUUUCUUUGUCCCCUGAUUCUUCUGUUACUGAAUCCAAAACUGGGGCUUCCUUCCCUUCUCAGCUUAAUAAUUCUCAGACAUUGUUGGGUAUUGGGUUGAGGAGAAAGAGUAUUUUUGGUCUUAAGAACAUUGAUGUUUAUGCUUUUGGUGUAUAUGCUGAUGAGGAUGAUAUGCAGAAGAACCUCAAGGAAAAAUAUGAGAAACUUUCUGCUUCUGAUUUGAAAGACAGUAAAGAUUUUGAUAAAGAUCUUUUGGAAAGUGACAUAAGAAUGACAGUGAGACUACAAAUAGUCUAUUCUAGAUUGAGCGUUCGAUCAGUGCGUAGUGCAUUUGAAGAGUCUGUAGGAAGUAGACUUGAGAAGUUUGGAGGGCCAGAUAACAAAGAAUUGCUUCACAGAUUUACUUCGCAAUUCAAAGAUGAAAUGAAAUUAGCAAAAGGUGCCGUUAUCGAACUCUCCAGAGAGCAUGGUCAUGUGCUUCGCACAACAAUCGAUGGCAAUGAGGUAGGGAGCAUUCCGAGCAAACUUUUAUGUCAGUCGGUACUGGACUUGUACAUCGGUGAAGAUCCUUUCGAUCAAAAGGCGAAAGAACAGGUAGUAGACAAGUUGGCAAGUUCUUUCGAGAAUAACUAAGAAUUCACCGGUUGGAUAUGGUGUUAGACGAUCUUUUCUGGUUACAUAGAGAGUUGUCUAUCGGCUUGUCUAACACAUUAGAAAGCACCUUUGAAAACCCUAGUACACGAUUCAAAAGUUCUUUGUACUUUGUAUGUUGUAUGAUAUUCGACUGUGUAAAUUUCUUCAUUAGCUGUUUGAUUUAUACCUCAUUUUGCUUUGGUUGGGAAAUUUAGAAAAAUUAAAUUUGCACACUUUGCUUCGUGAAUGGUGUGUGUGCUUGUCCGUUGUAAUACGUUCCUCCAUUUUUUCUUGGUUAAAACAUUUGACUUUCUGUGCUGUAAACGUACUCUGCUUUGACCAUAUUGUUUUACGGUAAGAACCCACAAUUCGAAUUACUCCUUUCCUUAUUCU
Molecule: messenger RNA, 1316 nt
Organism: Amaranthus tricolor (Joseph's coat)
Lineage: Eukaryota; Viridiplantae; Streptophyta; Magnoliopsida; Caryophyllales; Amaranthaceae
Product: fatty-acid-binding protein 1
Exons: 4
Coding region: 60-923 (287 amino acids)
Molecular function (GO): intramolecular lyase activity
Source: RefSeq, a predicted model, not a curated record